Messenger RNA from Rotaria sp. Silwood2, 426 nucleotides. NCBI's taxonomy places the organism in Eukaryota, Metazoa, Rotifera, Eurotatoria, Philodinida, Philodinidae. The record is from the annotation of a GenBank genome assembly.
AUGCUUCUACUUUCUGAUCCAUGUCGUGUCAUAGCUCAAUCAACAACACCAUCACCCAGUUUAGCCUUGGCAACAUGCAAUUCAACUCUUUGUAAAUCAUCAUCUUUGCCGUGUUCUUCGAAUCUCGAUUGUGAAUGCUUUUCAUUGACCAAUACUGUUAAUAAAACUACCUCAGGCAUUUGUGCUGUCGCUAGUCUUUCCUGCACUUCAAUGGUACGAUGUAAUUCAGACAAUGUUACAUGUUCGAUCGCACAAACAAUAUGUGUUAACAGUACACGAUGUCAACAACCUGUUUGCUAUCCAAUGCCAUUGGCUAACAUUCAAAUAUGUCCUCCCUCAGCUCGUCCUACUAGUACAACAACAACGUUUAGAAGUAAGGAGUUCGGACAUUGUCUUGAGAAAAUCUACAUGUUCUAUUCUGUUUGA